CGGUCUCGCCUCGUCUUCUCGAGCGACGAGGCCACUCACCGGCUGCUGGCGAUCGGCGAGCGACUCCCGGAGGCGAUGGCGAAAGUACACCCCAGCGCCGCAGCCGCAGCAGCAGCAGCAGCAGCGUGUACCGGGGGCGGGGGGGUGAGGCCCGCCGCGGUGCUGACCGUGUGGCGGAGGUCGCUCCUCUUCAACGGGAACGGGUUCGCGGUGUUCGAUGCGAAGGGGAACUUGGUGUUCCGGGUCGACAACUACGCCUCGGGUAGCAAGGCGGAGGUCCUCCUCAUGGACGCCGCCGGCAAACCGCUCCUUACCAUUCGGAGAAAGAAACUGAGCCUAAAAGACCAGUGGCUGAUCUACGAGGGAGAGGAGGCAGCUAAUCCACGGUUCGCGGCCAAGAGGCAUGUGAGCCUCCUCCACCACGGGGCACUGGCACAUGUCACUCCAUGUGUCUCAGGAGCCAAGCCUUGCCAUGCCUACGAGAUCCAAGGCUCCUACUUGCAGCGGUGCUGUGCCGUCGUCGAUGAUAAGAGGCGGCAAUUGAUGGAGAUCAAGAGGAAGGAGCCUGCCAAAGGCAUCACCUUUGGCCUCGACGUCUUCCGCCUGAUCGUGCAGCCAGGCUUUGACACCUCAUUCGCAAUGGCUAUUGUGAUGCUUCUGGAGCAGAUGUUUGGAUCCCCAUCAUAACUUUGAUCCUUCAAACUAGUGUUCGAUAUGUUUGCAAGUGUGAACGAAGGAGGCGAAGGGCUAAAGAUUAAUGAUGCUUCCAUUGGAUGGAUGAUGCUAUGGGACACAAGUGUUUCGAAAUUUUGAUGCCUAAACAUAAUAAUAGAAAGCUUGUUUGGGGAUUUAUUUCUAGGUCGGUUGUUGUCAGCUAGAUUCCAAUUUGUUCCAUAAUAAUAAUAAUUGAGGAAGCUAAUUAUAAUGACUACAGACCAGGUAAUUUCUGCUGUAAAAGGAAGCAGAUAUAGUCAUUGAAUGUGAUUCAAGAGGGAGGUUGUCUCUAGAAUACAAACAAUGUCACUCAAGACCAUCUUAUUGUAUGAGUUUGAUACUUGUGAAGUCCCCUAAAUAUACUUGGGAAGCAAUACAGGCUGCUAAUUAGGUCUGAAAUUGGUAUGUCCCAGAGUCUACUCCUAAGGAACUUAGUUCUACUUUCUACUCUAAUAUAUCUGGGGCUCAUUGUGUGGCAUAUGAUUUUUGUUAACUACAGGCAGGCUAUUUGAGAUUCA
Musa acuminata subsp. malaccensis (wild Malaysian banana) is the source of this 1232-nucleotide messenger RNA. Its product is annotated as protein LURP-one-related 8. NCBI's taxonomy places the organism in Eukaryota, Viridiplantae, Streptophyta, Magnoliopsida, Zingiberales, Musaceae. The record is from RefSeq and is a predicted model, not a curated record.